GACAUAGCAAAAUUAUUAAGAGAAACAGAGACAUAGCAAAAUUAUUAAGAGAAACAGAGAGAUGGCGGAAGAAGACAGAGUGACACUGUAUGGGUUGUGGGCUAGUCCCUAUGUAAAGAGGGUGGAACUUGCCCUAAAGCUCAAAGGCAUACCCUUUGACUACGUUGAAGAAGAUUUGAAGAACAAAAGCCCACAGCUUCUCAAGUACAACCCGGUUUACAAGAAGGUCCCUGUUCUUGUUCACAAUGGAAACCCAAUUUCUGAAUCCCUUGUUAUUGUGGAAUACAUCGAGGAGACAUGGAAGAAUAGCAGCCCCCAUCUGCUUCCUCAAACUCCAUACGAAGGAGCCAGAGUUCGGUUCUGGUCCAGCUUUGUUGACCAACAGAUGUACCAAGCUUUGUUCACAGUGGCCAAAACUGAAGGAGAAAAGCAAGAGAAAGCCAUCAAGGAACUGUCGGAGAAACUGCAACUGCUUGAAGAGGGGAUGAAGGAAUUCUUUCCAGAUGAAAGUGCUGCCACUGACACCACCAAUGUGGGAUUACUUGAUAUUGUGUUUUUGCCUCUGUUUGGUCCUCACAAAGCUCAGGAGGAAGCUCUUGGCAUAAAGGUUAUCGAUCCGGUGAAGACUCCAGUUAUAUUCUCGAGGGUGGAAGCCCUUAGCCAGCUGCCUCUGGUGAAAGAGCUGACGCCUCCACAUGAAAAGUCAGUGGCACUCAUCAAGUUUGUCAGAGAGAAUGCACUUAAGGCUUCUUCCGCUUAACUCGAUUUGGUGUUUGAUUCCUUUUUGUUACUUGCUUAAGUGCUUCCAAGCAAACCUCCAAAAUCAUCAUCUUGUUUAUCUUGUCUGUAAUAAAAAACAGGGCAUCUCUUGCUGGGUGCGUUGACCAUGGCCACUAUGGGUACCAAGAUGUUGAAUUUGAUAUUCAUAAAACAAAUAAAAAUGAAUAAAAAACGUAAAA
Rubroshorea leprosula is the source of this 959-nucleotide messenger RNA. Lineage: Eukaryota; Viridiplantae; Streptophyta; Magnoliopsida; Malvales; Dipterocarpaceae. The record is from the annotation of a GenBank genome assembly.